ACGUACGUGAGGUUUAUGCGGAAUUGGAACAGAUGGCAGCGGCGCGGGAAAGUUUAAUCAUUCAACCAUUCCUUCUUAUUCCUCCAUGAUUCAACGAUGAAUAAUAGCGAAAACUGUGAAAUCAUGCUUGAAUAUGCUCAGUUUACUUAUAAAAGUCCGCACGCAAAAAGGUGUUUCUCAAUCUCAAUGGUACUACUACUACUAGGGCCUAUUUUAAAUUAUUGAGUUAAACCUGACUGACUGAGCUGACACAAGGAUGUCUGUUGUUACAGUGCAGCUUGGUCAGUGUGGCAACCAAGUGGGCCAUCAGUUCUUCCAAACUCUCAUGUCGGAUCUGACAAGCCAGGAUGACAAGAAGCCUUGUCUUGGAUACCACUCGGAGAGCCUUCGGCGCUUCUUUCAUGACCCACAAGAUGGAAUCUUUCAUAGAACGGAGGGGUCAAGAGCUAAGGUGCCUACUGCCAGAGCGGUUUUGGUGGACAUGGAAGGGAAGGUUGUACAAAAUGUCGCAUCACAAGCAAAGAAGUCUGGAUUGUGGCAGUAUGACAAAAAGCAACUAGUUUCCAGGAAGCGGGGUGCAGGUAACAACUGGGCAGAUGGGUUCCACGAACAGGGGCCCCGAGUUGAAGAGGAGGUUCUAGAACGAGUACAGAGGGAGGUUGAGACUUGUGAUGCCUUUGCAGGGUUCCUGACCCUUAUGAGUGUCGCAGGAGGUACGGGAUCUGGCGUCGGUACUCGCAUCACCCAGAUGCUACAGGAUAACUACCCCCAUGCCUUCCUGUUCAAUCAUCUGAUCUGGCCGCAUGGCACUGGGGAAGUCAUCCUGCAGAACUACAAUGCCAUCCUGUCGCUGGCGCAUCUGUACCAGUCUGCCGAUGCGAUUCUGAUCUCCCACAACGAUGCCGUGCGGACAGUCUGCAGCCAGCUUGCUACCACGGCAAAGCAGAAUGUCUCCUUCCAAGACAUGAACAAGCUCAUCGCGCACCAGAUGAGCAUCGCUCUCCAGCCAGCACAUUUGGCAUCAUCGGGCAGGAGGCCCUCAUCGUUUGGAUUCAUGAUGGAGCACCUUGUUCCUCAUCCAGAAUACAAACUCUUGACACUGCGGAGUGUUCCGCAAGUCUCGGAGGCUGCCUUGGCCUUUAGCACCUUCAACUAUCGCAGCCUUGUCAGUAGGCUGAGACAGAUGCUGAUAACUGGCACUGUCAUAGAAGAAGGAAUCAACUGGCACAUGAAGUUACCAUCUAAACCCUCGCCGUCAAGCCUACACAACAAGUCCUUGGCCGCCUUCCUGACUGUCCGAGGAAAGGAAUCCGACAAGGUAGACCUUGCAGAGUUUGACAACAGUGCCCUCUAUGCAGACUGGGUGCCCAACUCGGCAGCCUUCGCCGCCCAGUGGCACGAGAGACCGUUUAGCGGGCAUGAGAAGACGGCAAGUCUUCUAAGCAACUGCCAGACCCCGGUCUGGAUGCUGGACCAGGUGCUUGGCAAGGCGUGGGGCAUGUUUGCCAUGCGGGCCUACGUCCACUGGUACACGCGGUACGGCGUGACGGAGGAGGAGUUCAUCGACUGCUUUGCGGGACUGGAGCAGGUGGUGCAGAACUACAAGCAGCUGUGAUGUGUCAGUGGUCACACUUGGUUAAAACCACCAUGUUUUGGAGGGCUUUCAGCUCUGAGGGGGCACAGCCCAACCACCUUUAUAUUGGACUCGCAAGGUCAAGCACACAGAGUUGUGGUCGAAGUGGUUGUGAUUUAUCACCAGUACAUCUCAAGUCUGGUCACAAGUAAAUCACAAAUCAAUUCGCAAGUCCAGUCACAAGAACCAGAGGACAAACAAAAAAAUCCCCCAAAACAAAGAAUUCCCCUGCCGUAUUUCCUUUAAACAUCUUGGGAGUUAACUUAGUUGGGACUGGAUGACUUGUGAUUGACUUGAAUAUGGGUAGAGGCACUUUUAAUGCCUUGCAUGCAGUGGACUAGUUACCCAUCCCAACCCUGUUCAUACUGUGAAGACAUUAGAUUAUCUUGUCUCGUCUCAGUGUGAGGGACUGGUUCUUCCACACUUUCCUCCGAAGCCCACACCUCGAGUGGCCUUCGGCCUUGUGAUGGGCGAUUUGCAAAAAGACUUGCGAUGACAACUAAUCGAUGAGAAGAACAAUAAUGCAUAAAAAUAUCUUAUAAAUACAGAUGCAAGUGCGGCAGUCUUUCCCUGCAAAAGUUGAUCAAUUUCAAAGUCACUAUAAACUGGAUGCUUUCCAGAGCUUUCUAUAAAAACGAUGAAAUAAUGAAAUCACAUGGAUUUGUUUCUUUAUAGUAUAUAAAUUUUGUGUCCAAAAUUAACAUCACAACAAUCAUGAAAUCCAAACUGAAAGCAAUAGAAUUCAUAUCAAUAUUAAUUUUAUUUGGUUUUCAGGGUAAACAUUCAGUUGUUCAUAUAUAUAUAAUCAUCUGCUCUAUCUGGUACUGUACAUGUACAAAAACCUAUUCGGAUGGGAUUCUUUGUAAUACCAUACAGAUUCUUUGCAAUACCAUACAAACCAUACAUUGAACUAAAAAAAAAGCAUUUUACUUUUUACGGGUGGCAAAGCGGAAGUACAAUUGCAUAUUAAUGGUCACACGACUAUUGAAAAUUACAAGGUUCACAAUGAUGUACACGUAUUAGCUUUAGUAUUAAGUGACAUAGAUACUUCUCUGGAAACAAACAAUUCAAGCCCCUUUUUGUACCAAAAGAUUUGGAAAUUUUAGGCAGUCGAAAUGUUACAGACAUAAAGAGA
Messenger RNA from Patiria miniata (bat star), 2768 nucleotides. It is a transcript of the gene tubd1, whose product is annotated as tubulin delta chain-like. Gene Ontology annotation, biological process: microtubule cytoskeleton organization; mitotic cell cycle. The record is from RefSeq and is a predicted model, not a curated record. The coding region runs from base 257 to 1615 and encodes 452 amino acids. Gene Ontology annotation, molecular function: structural constituent of cytoskeleton; GTP binding. NCBI's taxonomy places the organism in Eukaryota, Metazoa, Echinodermata, Asteroidea, Valvatida, Asterinidae. The transcript is spliced from 3 exons. Gene Ontology annotation, cellular component: microtubule; cytoplasm.